Messenger RNA from Volvox carteri f. nagariensis, 708 nucleotides. RefSeq lists its product as uncharacterized. The coding region runs from base 1 to 708 and encodes 235 amino acids. NCBI's taxonomy places the organism in Eukaryota, Viridiplantae, Chlorophyta, Chlorophyceae, Chlamydomonadales, Volvocaceae. The transcript is spliced from 8 exons. The record is from RefSeq and is a predicted model, not a curated record.
AUGCAGAUGGGUACCGACGCCCUGCGCCAGCGCAAGGCAUCGAUACGCCUUGUUGCCGUGCUGAUUGGCUUGUGCAGCUCAAUCGGCGGGGUGCAGUCGGAUGGCACAUCCGUAAUCCGGGACCGCAACCUAGUCGAGGCGCCGACAUCCAGCUUUCCUUACGCCAAAUGUGACACAUACGACUGCAGCUGCGCCCCCUUCAAGCUGAGUUACGGGGGACUGACUCGGGUUGGAAGUGCCAACCGCUACUGCUUGAACAUCACCGAUGCCGGUUGUGACCCCAGCCUGCCUUGCUGCCAAGCGCUGACCCAACGUGUGGACCAGAUUACUCUAUCCGUCGGUUCCAGCUGUGUCAAGCCGGCAGUGCGGCAGGUGGAGAUCCUGGGUACAGUGUGGUCUAGCUGGGAAACCAGGACGUGGACAGUCACGACAGCCCAAGCACUGGAUUGGCCGCCAUCCAUGAGUGGGUGUGCUUUUCGCACCUCCGCGAUGAACUGCACGCUGGCAGGGCUUCAACCGACCCUAAUACCCCGUUAUGGCAGCCUGGUGGUAGUGGUGGUGGUGGUGGUGGUGGUGGCGGUGGUGGUGGUGGUGGUGGUGGUGGCGGUGGUGGUGGUGGUGGCGGUGGUGGUGGUGGCGGUGGUGGUGGCGGUGGUGGUGGUGGUGGCGGUGGUGUCGCUGAGAGGACUCGGCAACCCCCAUCCAUAA